Closterium sp. Yama58-4 is the source of this 1083-nucleotide messenger RNA. NCBI's taxonomy places the organism in Eukaryota, Viridiplantae, Streptophyta, Zygnematophyceae, Desmidiales, Closteriaceae. The record is from the annotation of a GenBank genome assembly.
AUGGACGGGGCCGCGCGCGACGGGUCGGCAUGGACGGCGGCGGAGGACAAGCUGUUCGAGACGCUGCUCGUCGACAUGGACGCGCUGCCCGACGCCGCCGCCGCGGACGACGCGCGGUGGGAGGCGAUCGCGGCGAAGCUUCCGGGAAAAACAGCGGACGAGGUGCGGCGGCACUACGAGGUGCUGGAGGAGGAUAUCCGCGGCAUCGAGAGCGGCCGCGUGCCGCUGCCCGCUUUCGACGCCAAUGGCGCGUACGUCCUUGCGAGCACUGAUGUCAAGGACGAGCCGAUGACUUCAGCGGGAUCUCCGCGAGACGGCUCAGACGCGGAGGCAUCGGGAGCGCGGAAGGCGUCCGCGGGGAGCGCGGGGGCUGGGAAAGAGAAGCAGACGUCACCCGCGGGUCAGUCGCAGCAGCAGGCGUCGUCGCAGCAGCAGGCAUCGCAAGGGGCCGCGGCGCAACAGGCGCGAGGGUCGGAGCAGGAGAGGCGAAAGGGCAUCCCGUGGACCGAGGAGGAGCACAGGCUCUUCCUAUUGGGGCUGGCCAAGUUUGGCAAGGGUGACUGGCGCAGCAUCUCGCGCAACUUUGUCAUCUCGCGCACGCCCACGCAGGUGGCGUCGCACGCGCAGAAGUACUUCAUCCGCCUCAACGCCAUCAACAAGGACAAGCGCCGCUCCUCCAUCCACGACAUCACCUCCGUCGCCGCCGCUGCUGGUGCUGGCGACGCCGGGCAGCAGCAGAGCGGGCCGAUCACGGGGCAGCCGGCGGGGACCGCUAGUGGGGGAGCACAGCAGGCACUGCAGCACCAACAUGCACAUGCCCAUGCCCACGCUCAUGCUCACACACAUGCCCAAGGGGUGCCAUCCCAUGCCCAGCCCAUGCCGCCCGCCUCUGCGGUAUUUGGCCCGCCCGUAGGGGCGCCGCCCAUGGGACACGUGCACCAUGGCAUGAUGCCCAUGCCGCCCGCGCCUGGCCACCCCGCAUAUGGCCCGCGCACCCACCUGGCCCGACCCGUGGUGGCAGCACAUGGCAUGCCCCUCCCCCACAUGGGUUACGUACAGCCCCCCACCAUGCACCAUGGAUGA